CCCGCGCCACAGCGCGGCUAGUGUCGCGGUGCGGACAGUCGGUGGCGCGCUGCUCCUCAGCAUGUGCGGUGCCGAUGUGGAGGAGAUUCAUGCUUCCGAGUCAUAAGCAGAAGCGCAUUCAGCGGCUUGUGAGACUGGGUGUGGACGACGGCCAUGAAGCCGACUGCGCGACGGAGAACGUGUCGGAGCGGCGGCGGGAGCGCUCCGUGCGUGGGGUGCUGGCGGCGCUGGACCAGGACAGCCUCAAGGUGCUGCACGACGUGGUGCAGAGUCGCGGCGCCUGCCAGGGCGCGUGCGUGGUGCUGUCACAGAGUGAGUGCUCGCUGCGGUGGCGGUGCGCGGCCGGCGUCGUGGCUUUGAUGUGCCGCCACUUCCGCUGGCCCGAGCUGGACGGCGACGGCCGCCUCAAGAGGCUGGCCGUGUGCAAGGCUGGGCAGGAUGAGCGCGGCGUUUGUGUCAACCCGUACCAUUGGAGCCGGCUGCACAGGCCAGACGCGUCGGCGCCAAUUGCUAGCGCCAAACUGCGUGCCCGCCUGCGGUCGUCCAACUCUCCCGAUGAGUGCGAGUCGGCCGAGCCGCAGUCAGUGACGACGGGCGGCACAUGUCAGUACGGCUCCAUCUCCAGCCUGGACGGCACCAGCUUCAGCACCUGGUGCCGGCUGGUGUACUUCGAGCGGCGGCGACGCGUGGGCCAGGUGGGCGGCUGGAGCGUGCGCGCGCCCGUGCAGCACGUCUUCUACAACCUGCCGCACGAGGACGGCCUGGCGUUGAGCGCGGUGGCCGCCCAGAACCCGCAUCCGGAGCCGGAUGUGGUGCGCACGCGGCAGCACAUCGGUAAAGGCCUCUCGCUGACGCUGGAGUCUGACGGCGUGUGGCUGUACAACCGGAGCGAGCGGCCGCUGUUCGUGUCGUCGCCGACGCUGGAGCCGGCCGACGCGGCCUGCUCCGAGGCGGUGCACAAGCUGCCGUCCGGCUUCUCGCUGUUGGUGUUCGAGCCGCGCCGCGCGGCCGGCUGCCGGCGGCGCACGACUCCGCCGGCGGCCGGGCCGGCCGCGCUCGGCGCCGUCUCGGUCAGCUUCGCCAAGGGCUGGGGGCCGCGCUACAGCAGGCGCGGUGUGGACGAGUGCCCGUGCUGGAUGGAGCUGUGGUUCUGCGGCCCGGCGCUGCCGCCGGCCGAGCCGCCGCCGCCGCCCCCGCCGCCUCCCCGCUAGUCAGCCGCUGUCCGGCCCCCUCUCCUGCCCCCCCCCCCCCGCACCGCACGCCCGCCGCCGGGGCGCCAGUGUUUUACCGCCGGACGAGGUGCUGCCAACGUAUUUCCCAGACGGCUGUAACCAGUACUUCCUUGGACGUGCCUUCCGGAGUGGGUGGUGCCGCGCGCCGGGGCGGUGUCUGCGUGAGCAGGCGGGCCGCCCCUCGCAGCUAGCCGGACAUGAACCCCCCGCUGAGGGGGCGGGGUCAGAGUCAGCCGGCGCCGGCCGGCCUCGGCCCGCUAUUGUUUGUGAGAGACGAUAUUGCGUUAUGUACAAAAUUUUAUAUAUGGUGAAUACAUUUGAUACUGUGACAUGCCA
Pollicipes pollicipes is the source of this 1568-nucleotide messenger RNA. RefSeq names its product mothers against decapentaplegic homolog 6. Gene Ontology annotation, molecular function: I-SMAD binding; transcription regulator inhibitor activity. Gene Ontology annotation, cellular component: heteromeric SMAD protein complex. The coding region runs from base 75 to 1211 and encodes 378 amino acids. NCBI's taxonomy places the organism in Eukaryota, Metazoa, Arthropoda, Thecostraca, Pollicipedomorpha, Pollicipedidae. The record is from RefSeq and is a predicted model, not a curated record. Gene Ontology annotation, biological process: SMAD protein signal transduction; anatomical structure morphogenesis; regulation of transcription by RNA polymerase II. The transcript has 5 exons.